Molecule: messenger RNA, 1458 nt
Organism: Oppia nitens
Lineage: Eukaryota; Metazoa; Arthropoda; Arachnida; Sarcoptiformes; Oppiidae
Product: cilia- and flagella-associated protein 53-like
Exons: 2
Coding region: 192-1310 (372 amino acids)
Source: RefSeq, a predicted model, not a curated record
AAAGUUGUUGUUGUUUUCAAACAAACAAAAAAUCAAAACAAAAAUCAAAACAAAAAUACAAAACAUAACAAAACUAAUGACCGAAUGUGCGAAACAAAAACUCUUAAGCGAUGGUAAUGUCGUAACCAAUUAGUCAUACCAUUCAUUGAUAUUCGUUAAGACAUAUCAUAACAUUCGGUGGUUUAUAAACAAUGAAGAAAAGUGUCCGAAACAGUGAAUCGAUUAAAGAAGUGAAGAGCGGCCACCAAACCGAUGUCAAGUCAACCAAAGUAUUGGAUCCAAUGAGAAGAAGUAUACAAUCGAUUGCGCCGACACAACAUCCUUGGUAUUAUGUGAAAGGACGACCAGAUUUGAUGGAAAAGCGGAUCAGUGCCCGUCGGGAACGCGAUGAACAGCGACACCGACAGUCACUUCAGAACAGUCAGUAUUUUAACCGCCGAUCGGCUGAGACACAGGUCUUCAGCAAAUGGAAGAAUAAUCAGAGUCUUAUACGACAUCCAAGACCAUUGGUUAACGGCUCAACUCAACCGCCGUACGACGUGGACGUCGAGACUACCGAAGAGCUGAGAGAGCGUAUGAAACUAAAGAUUAGAUCCAAUAAAGACUUGGAAAAGAAAUAUUUGAAAGCACAGCAAAAACUCAAAGAGUUUAUGAAAUUAUUUAUUGAGUUAAAUGUAAAUGACUUGAAAUUAGAGAAAUACCAGAAGGUAUUAGUUUCACAUCUGAAUGAAUUGAAGACAAUUAAGAUUCGUUUUGACGACAAAAAAGAGUUUUUCGAUCUCAAAGACACUCAUUUGGCGUGCAUUCGCUUUAGUCGAGUGAAACUCAGGAGGAAGUGCUUUGAAAUUGACAAACACUUACGCUUUCAUAAGUCUUGUGUCCAAAGUAUCCAAUGUCUCGAUGAUUGUCGCGAUAUACUGACUAAUGAAGAAUUGUCCCAAUUGUCAGAAGUUAUGGGACGGGCCGUCAAAAUACUCGAUAUGUAUAUCGAUGUCAAUCAUCAGCGAAACAAUGAGUUUCAACUAAUGUAUGAUGAAGAAGCAGAUAAUCGAUGGGAAUUACAGGAAGACGAGUGGCGUUUAGAGUUACAAAUGUCGAGCGGUAUGACUGAGAAGCUCUUGGAUUCAUUAAAAAGUAUUUUGAAGGAAAAGUUAACUAAACUUUUGGCCGAUGAGUACUCAUCACUAGACAAUAGGGAGAAACUGGUGACUGAUUUGAAUACAUUUACCAUUAAAUUGAAAAGUGAUCCCUAUUUGGCAAUAAUAUUGAUGGACAAUGUCUACGACAUCUUAAGCGAACUCAACGAUUGAUUACCGGUAAUUGAAUUGUGUAUCAAAUGUCUUCAACAAAUAAGUUGUGUUCAUUUACCAUAAAAAAUUAAUUAUUAUUAUUACCAUAAAUGUAUAAAUAAUUGAUACUUUUUUUUAUUAUAUUGCAAUCUUUUUAAAAAAUAUUUCA